GACGUCCUGCGGGGCCCCCCAAUCGUCUCUCCCCGCUUCAUGGCCAACCUCAGCCUCGCACACGCGGAAGAGAUAAGAUAAAAGGCGCCAGUAUAAGGGAAGCUGCUUUCCCAACCCAUCGACUUUCGGAGGUUUGCAGGCGACUGAAGGAGGCGAUGAUGUAUCUCCGAGUGACAAAGGUACUGCUGGCGGGGCUGUUGUUGGCGGCGCUAGAGCCUGCCUCCUGCAAGUUCACCAGCAGGGUAAGGGUUCCUGACCCAGACAAGCCCAUGACGCGGGACUGGCCGUGCCCUUCUGCCGUCGACAUAGAUCCUUGCGUUUGCGAGUCCGACGAGUACUUCAACCUGCUCAUAGAUUGCUCAGAAGUGAUCGACGAGAUGGAACUGUUCAGAGUCUUCGAAGCUUCUUUCCCGUUCUACGACAUUAUGGAACUAACUAUCAUCCAGGACCCGUUGGAUCCUUACCACAACAUCAGGGUGCUCCAGGAGAGGGUCUUCGGCCGCAUCACCUUCGAGCGGAUUCGCAUAACGGGUACCAAGAUAGCCGAGGUGCACGAGGAGGCUUUGGUGAAGUCCCAUGACUAUUUGACUUACCUCAACCUCGCCAAUAACCAACUAAAAUCCUUCCCCUUCGAAACAUUGGUGUCCUACUCAAAGUUAGACACUCUCCUCAUCGAUAAUAAUAACUUCACAUACCUCUACAGCAUCGAAAGUGCAUCCUUGCAUACCCUUAGUGUCAGUGGCAACCACAAUCUCCUGUUCGAUUUAGAUGUCUUCACCAAAGCUCCCGCUCUGACGGCGAUAUACAUGGCUAAUAUCGACCUUGACGAGCUUCCUCCAAAUCUCUUCGAUACUCUGCAGAACAUAAAAACCAUCAGUCUUGAGGAUAAUUACUUAAAGGCCCUUCCGGAAAAUGCCUUUUUACCUGUUGGUGACACGAUUACGCAACUUAUUCUCAAUGGAAACCUAAUCAACGAUAUUUAUCAUGAUGCUAUCAAGGGUAUGUCUGGCCACGGUUUCCUCAGCAUGGUCAGAAACAAAAUGGAAUACCUGGAAUCCACUGUUUGGCUGCCCAUCUUCGAACAAGCGAUCAACGGAUCAAUCAAUUUGGCUGGCAACCCCCUCGUGUGCGGCUGCGACAUCGCCUGGCUCAUGCUGGCCGCAGACGACCGCUACCUGAGCGUGCUCACCGAGACGACCACCUGCAACGAGGGGACGGUGGUUCACUCGCUCGAUAAGCAGUACUUCGUUGAGCACUGUCCCGCGGUCCGCCAGGAGGGGCUCGAGCACAUGAAGACAUAGAGGGGUGUAUGAAUAUAUGUAUUUGCAUUACACAUAAA
Molecule: messenger RNA, 1339 nt
Organism: Penaeus vannamei (Pacific white shrimp)
Lineage: Eukaryota; Metazoa; Arthropoda; Malacostraca; Decapoda; Penaeidae
Product: oplophorus-luciferin 2-monooxygenase non-catalytic subunit
Cellular component (GO): membrane
Source: RefSeq, a predicted model, not a curated record